This is a messenger RNA of Notolabrus celidotus (New Zealand spotty), 3707 nucleotides long. It is a transcript of the gene dcaf12, whose product is annotated as DDB1 and CUL4 associated factor 12. The transcript is spliced from 9 exons. Gene Ontology annotation, molecular function: protein binding. Lineage: Eukaryota; Metazoa; Chordata; Actinopteri; Labriformes; Labridae. The record is from RefSeq and is a predicted model, not a curated record. Gene Ontology annotation, cellular component: Cul4-RING E3 ubiquitin ligase complex. The coding region runs from base 356 to 1831 and encodes 491 amino acids.
UGUUUUUGUUGAUGUUUAAUUUGAGUGCGGCUGCGCGAUGCUCAAUGCUUUCGCCGUUGCUGACGCGACUUGAUAGAAAAAAAUAGAGUUAACCCUCCGACUGUUGCUAACGAAACUAUCGAAACUGCACUGAUCGAAGACCUGAGGCUGGCAUUGUUUCGGAGCCAAGGAUAAUAAUUCAGCGACAAUUGUAAUUAGCGACAAACCAACCUCUCCCGUAUGUGAUCGCCCUUCCUCCUCGUCGGACGCUGCCAGCGAGGGCCAAGGAACAAAAUAGCAUAUCGCCAUUAUAUGAUCCAGUGUCCAGAGUCACUUUUACCCUCCAUGUGGGUGAGGGAACUGUGUGUAUCAGAUUAUGGCGAGAAAAACAGUUAGCAGGAAAAGGAAGGCAGGAGAGCCCAAGGACCAACAACAGCUGGGCUGGUGUCAGACACCACACAAGCGGAGCCGUGUUUCUUCUUCUUCACGUCAUGCCCAGCAGUGGUGGUGUAGUCGGCGCUCAGUGGUAUGUGCCCUCCGGGGGCGGGAGUUCAGGCCUCAGCAGCAGCACGAGUUGCGGCUCCAGAGAAGUCUGCGGGGCUUUGCAGCUGGGAGGCUCCCUGGUAUCCUCAAGGAAAGGGAGUUUUCUUUGGGGCGACUCAACAAGGUGUUUGCCUCACAGUGGCUCAACCACAGGCAGGUGGUGUGUGGGACCAAGUGUAACACGCUUUUUGUAGCUGAUGUCCUGACGGGGCAGAUAACACGCAUUCCCAUGCUGAAGGACAGAGAGUGUCAAGGUGGAGGCUCCGGGGUGGUGGGCGGUGUGGUGUCGGGGAGGCAUUACCACCCUACAGCAGGUUCUCGCUCCCGGCUGGACCAGCAAGGCUGUGGGAUCCACGCUAUCGAACUAAACCCCUCCCGAACGCUGCUGGCCACAGGAGGAGACAACCCCAACAGCCUGGCUAUCUACCAGCUGCCCACGCUGGACCCUGUUUGUGUCGGAGACGAUGGUCACAAUGACUGGAUCUUCUCCAUAGCAUGGAUCAGUGACAACAUGGCUGUGUCCGGUUCCAGAGAUGGCUCGAUGGGCCUUUGGGAAGUGACAGAAGAUGUAAUGAGUCAGGCAGAGCGCAGUCAGAAUGAAGAGACAGUACCUUCUUAUGCCCACAUCUCCCACCGGGCCCUGAAGGAUAUCCCGAAGGAGUACACCAACCCAUACAACUGUAAAGUCCGCGCUCUGGCCUUCAACAACAACCACAAAGAACUGGGUGCUGUGUCCUUGGAUGGCUAUUUCCAUCUCUGGAAGGCUGAGCACAACUUGUGCAAGAUACUGUCCACCAAGCUGCCUCACUGCAAAGAGAAUGUGUGUCUCGCCUAUGGACAGGACUGGUCCGUGUACGCUGUGGGCUCUCAGGCGCAUGUCUCCUUUCUUGACCCACGGCAGCCGACACACAGCAUCAAGUCCGUCAAUUCCAGAGAGAGAGGAAGUGCUGAAGGGAUCUGUGUCUGUGCAGGGAUCCGUUCAGUGAGUUUCUAUGAGCACAUCGUGACCGUGGGCACCGGCCAAGGUUCUCUUCUGUUCUACGACAUCCGGGCCCAGAGAUUCCUGGAAAACCCUUUAAAUCCAGGCGGGGGGUACAGGAAGUGCCCAGGAGAUGGCAUACUCAAGCUCACUACAGGAAAAGGAUGGCUGAAUCACGAUGAGACAUGGAGAAGUUACUUCUCGGACAUUCAUUCCUUCCCCAACGCUGUGUACACCCACUGCUACGACGACUCUGGCACCAAGCUGUUUGUAGCAGGCGGACCGCUGUGCUCGGGCCUGCACGGGAACUACGCAGGACUGUGGAGCUAGUCUCUUGGUUUCCUCCAUCACUGCACCCUCGUCCAGAUUUUUACUCCACCAGUCCCCUCUUCUUCAUGUCUGCUGGUGUCACUGUCUCUGGUAUCCCUUUUCUCUCAUUGAAACGUCACUCUGUUUUUGCUCACAUGUGGACUCAGGAGCAUGUUCUUGCCCCCACUGGAUCACAGCUUUGUAUAUUGUUGUUGUGUAUCUUUGUGUCCACCAUCAAACUUUCCCUUCACCUCCAGUUAUUCCUUUGCUCCUUUCACCUCAGCUACUCAGUUUUUUAUGAAUAUGUACAAAGAAUUAACUAGUAAUUUUCUCAAGAGCUGCAAAGUCUGCCACUUAGAAACUCAGACGAGUUUUUAGAUACAUCAAGAAUAAAGUAAUACAUGUUGUCAUCAUCACAUCUGACCGCAGGGAUUAGGAUAUGGUCUUUUGACAGCUUGUUUUUGUUAGUACAGAUAGUGUUAACUGCUGCUUUCUCUAAGAUAACUGACAGUGUCUAUGUGAAAAUACUUGUAGGGUUUCUCCCACAAAGUUCCUUUUCAUUAUCUCACUGAAAUGGACAGAAGCAAAAGAGGGGGAGAGGAAAAAAGACUGAGGAGACAAUACGUUCUGAAAGACUGAUGCUGAGUACAGUUUGACGUUUAAUAGAGAAUAUUUACUGGUGGGACAACCCGUCCUGUUCUGCAACAAUCACAAAGAACUUCUCUCUUCUCCUGUUGGAAGUAAAACGAAGAAGCCAAUCAAUAUGGGACUUUGUGUUCAGGAUGUUCUCCUCAGAUGAUGUAAAGGAGAAACAUUAAGAUUGCUAAAUGCAGUGUUGUUGUUCUGCUCUGAAUUAAUCCCAAAAAAUGCUUAUUUUAUUUUGACUGUGUGAUUUGACAGGCAUACCCCUGCUGAUAUUCUAAGUAGCUUUAUUUGUAUUUAUUUCGCCCUUACUCUGUCCCCUUUAUUAAGUUUGAUCAGGGGUGUUUAUAUCUGCUUCAUUUGAAGGAUGUGCUGUCUUUUUCCCUUUGCUUAGGUUCUUAUUCUUUCUCAGCAGAUUUAACCAAUUAGUGGCAAGUGGACACAGGUCUGUAACCACAGUGUUGUUACAAGAGAAUUCACCUUAAGGUUUAAAGUUGUAGAACCAAGUUAAGAAACAUUGUACAUGACAAUUACUAGAUACAGGAGCCCUUUGCUUUUUGGUCCAAUCUCUAAUACACUCUGUGACUCUGGAACUCCUCCCCAGGAGCUAGGUAAAAGAUCAGUGAUGGCUCACUUUGAUCUUCUCAACCAUCCAGCAAGAAGGAUGUUAGGGAAACCAAUGAGAAUUUUUGGACACGACCCUGAUGUUAGAUGCUUCAGGCACAUACAUUUGUUGUCACGAUUGGAAGAACUGUACCUUUUCUUCUUUUCUUCUGUAUCAAGCAGUGAGGGAUGCGGAACCUCUCCUUGUUUGGUAGAGGCAGGGUAGGCUUGAGUUACAUUUUUGCCUUCCUCAAAGUCUUUCUGUGAAAGACUUGCCACGAGUAUCAUAGUUUUCCUUUUCUACAUGGAAAUUUUGUCCAGUUUUCAUGAUAAUGACAGAUUGAAAAGAGAAACCCCAAUUAGGACCACAAAUUGAACAAAUAACCAACACUUUUAAAGUGUAUUUUAUAUAAAUAUGUGUAUAUGUAUGUGUAAAAUACAUAGGGACAAUUGCAUACAUUUUUAUGUAUAUGUCUGAGGAAGUGUGUGGAUCAAUCUGUCUACUUGGUGAUGCCCUGUUUUUUUAUACAUGCCUCAUGAAUGUUUUUACAAAUGACUGAAUUUGAGGAUAUUGUAAAAUACAAACAUCUGCAAAAAACAAGAUAUUAAAUCUUUAAAAAAGAGUAAAUAAUAAAAAUAAAAUGUAUAUUAA